GAGCCGGAGCAGCGACGGAGCCCGAGCGCGCGCGGCCGCCUCUGUGUUGAGCGUCGCGGCGGGAUGCUCGGCAAAGGCGUGGUGGGCGGCGGCGGCGGCGCGAGGGCGCCCAAGCCGUCCUUCGUGUCGUACGUCCGUCCCGAGGAAAUCCACGCAAACGAAAAGGAAGCUACUGAGAGGGAAGUGACUCUCCACUUGUUGCCAGGUGAGCAGCUUCUUUGUGAAGCCAGCACGGUGCUCAAGUACGUGCAGGAGGACACCGGCCAGCGUGGCAUCUACGGGAGACUCGUCUGUACAGACUUCAAGAUCGCCUUCCUGGGCGACGAGCCUGCCCUGGAUAACGAUGAAAUCCAGUUUAAGAACAAAGUCAUCGGAGAAAAUGACAUCACACUGCCCUGUGUUGACCAGAUCUAUGGGGUGUUCGAUGAGAAGAAGAAAGCCCUGUCCGGACAGCUCAAGAAGUACCCUGAGAAACUCAUCAUCCACUGCAAAGACCUCCGCGUUUUCCACUUCUGUCUGAGGUACACAAAAGAAGAGGAAGUCAAAAGGAUUGUGAGUGGCAUAAUUCAUCACACCCAAUCUCCUAAACUACUUAAACGAUUGUUUCUAUUCUCCUACGCAGCCGCUGCUCCAGCCAACCCAGUAGCUAACUCUGAGAAGCGCACCUUGAUGUUCGACUCGCUUGAGGACUGGUGCUGGGAACUAGAGCGGACCAAAGGCAACGUCAAGUACAAGGCCAUGAGUGUGAACGAAGGCUACAGAGUUUGUGAGAGGUUGCCAGCCUCCUUUGUGGUGCCCAUCUCCCUGUCUGAAGAGGAAGUACCACGCUUUCAGGGUCACGGCAUACCAAUCUGGUGCUGGUCCUGCCACAAUGGGUGUGCCCUUUUGAAGAUGUCCGCGUUGCCCAAAGAACAGGACGACGGCCUUUUGCAAAUCCAAAAGAGCUUCCUGGAUGGGAUUUACAGAAGCAUCCACAGGCCACCCUAUGAACUAGUGAAGACAGAAGAUCUUUCAAGCAGCUUCCUAUCACUGCAGGAGAUCCAGACUGCAUACUCAAAAUUUAAGCAGCUCUUCCUUAUAGAUAAUAGUACUGAAUUUUGGGACACAGAUAUAAAAUGGUUCUCGCUCUUGGAAAGUAGCAGUUGGCUGGACAUUAUCAGACGUUGCCUGAAAAAAGCAAUAGAGGUUGUAGAAUGUCUUGAAGCACAGAGCAUGAACAUUCUUCUUUUAGAGGAGAACGCGUCCGACCUCUGCUGCCUCGUGUCCUCGCUGGUGCAAGUGAUGAUGGACCCCCACUGCCGGACCACAGCGGGCUUCCAGAGCCUCAUCCAGAAGGAGUGGGUCGUGGGCGGCCACUGCUUCCUGGACCGCUGCAACCACCUGCGGCAGAGUGACAAAGAUGAGGUGCCCGUGUUCCUGCUCUUCCUAGACUGUGUGUGGCAGCUACAACAGCAGCACAGCCCCGCCUUCGAGUUCACAGAGACCUACCUCACUGUGCUGUCCGACAGCCUCUACCUUCCCAUCUUCAGCACCUUCUUCUUCAACUCCCAGCAGCAGAGAGACGCCCACCUGGGUAGGGAAAGCCAGGAGCCCUGGCGCAGGUCGUGGUCGCUGCUCACCGUAUGGGACUGGUCUGUGCAAUUUGAGCCCAAAGCCCAGAUGCUACUCAGAAACCCUCUGUACGUGCAGAGGCCGAAGCUGGACAAGACUCCACGGAAAGGAUCCCGGUGCAAACACCAUCGUCAACUCUCCCUGCCACUCACUCCACCCAAGUCAUCUCCCAAGAGAGGCUUCUUCCGGGAGGAAACCGACCACCUGAUCAAGAACCUUCUGGGCAAAAGAAUCAGCAAACUGAUGGCGUCGGAUGAGCCGCAGGACUCGUGGCGGGAUUUCUAUGAGCGCUGGCACAGCCGACCUGCCGACCCCCACGGCCUGCUCUUGCCAAGGGUUGAGGGCCCCGCUGUGUGCGUGUGGGCCCAGCGCUACCUGCGCUGGAUUCCUGAGGCCCAGAUAGUGGGCGGCGGCCCUGCAGCCACCAUGCGCAAACUGUUGGAAGUGAUGGAGCAGGUGCAGAGCUUGCAGGAGAAAGUGGCCGAGAGACAUCCCAGCUGUGAAGGGCUGCAGGCUGAGGGCCCAUGCCUGCUGCGGAACUCGGCCCGCCUGUCCUCCCUGUUCCCCUUUGCCCUGCUGCAGCGCCACUCCUCCAAGCCCGUCUUGCCCACCAGCGGCUGGAAAUCCCUGGGCGACGAGGACGACUGGGCCAAGCGAGAGGAUGAGUUCGUGGACCUGGGGGACGUGUGAUCGGGCCUGUCAGGGGUGUGGACAUGGCGGGCAAGCCAGAGGAGGGCCUCUCGGAUCCCUGCCCACUCUUCGCCGAGGGGCUCAGUAGGGCCAACGCAUGGAAGCAUCACUUGGGCCUGCACUGCUGGCUCUGCAGGGCAGACCAGUGCUGAGAUUCUGCAUUGGGUU
Suncus etruscus (white-toothed pygmy shrew) is the source of this 2469-nucleotide messenger RNA. It is a transcript of the gene MTMR12, whose product is annotated as myotubularin related protein 12. The record is from RefSeq and is a predicted model, not a curated record. The coding region runs from base 64 to 2301 and encodes 745 amino acids. The transcript has 16 exons. Lineage: Eukaryota; Metazoa; Chordata; Mammalia; Eulipotyphla; Soricidae.